This is a messenger RNA of Clonostachys rhizophaga, 627 nucleotides long. The record is from the annotation of a GenBank genome assembly. Lineage: Eukaryota; Fungi; Ascomycota; Sordariomycetes; Hypocreales; Bionectriaceae.
AUGUACGCCUCAGCAAAGAGAUUAAUUACACUGCUGGCGGUAUGGCUUCUGGCGCUCGUCAGCGUCAGCCUGUCGGCAGCGCUGCAAGCGCCCCUUCGCCAGUGCAACCUCCCUCUUGGCGACAAACCCUUCGCAACUGCAACCCCAGAAGAAGUCGGGCUGUCAGCCGACGAGGUUGCGGCGGCUCUGGCGUACGCUAAUCUUCACGGCCGUUUCGCGGUACAUAUCUUUCGAAACAACUGUCUCGUUGGCCGCGUUGACGCACUCACCGACAACAUACCCGUGCAGAUCUUUUCCGUGACGAAGUCGAUCACGGCAAGCUGGACAUUGACCGUCGGGGACUAUCUGCCCGAGGCGCCCAGCUGGGGGGAUGCAGCGCAUCGCGCCAUCCUGGUGCGGCAGAUCCUCACCGAGACGUCGGGCACGCAAGAGGCCAUUCUUUCAGAGCUUCUCACGGUGGGAAUCGAUUCGAGCGCCGUGCUAGAAGUCCACGGUCCACCACUGGUCGCGGUCGAGAAGAACCUGUUUCGCGGCUUCUACUCUAUGUCGCCCGCGAAGGCAUCUAAGCGGAAUCCAGAAGGGAAAUCUAUCAUAGCAUGCGUUAUGCUGGAAUUCUCCAGCUCAUGA